GAUUUUCGUUGAGUCGUUAUAUUCGGUAAAACGGGACCCCUUGCAAAAUAGGAAAUAGAACCCCACGUGUGUUUCCUUUUUGAGCCGUGAUCGCGAAGGUGAUAAGAUAAACAAUGGCAGAAGAAAACUGGGCUGCUGAUGAAACUGCAGCUGUCACAGGCUCUGCAGUAGCUGUAGCAGAGUUGCCAGAAGUGAAGCUCUUUGGGAAAUGGUCAACAGAUGAUGUGCAAGUCAGCGAUAUCAGUUUGACUGAUUACAUUGCUGUGAAAGAGAAGUAUGCCAAGUAUCUACCCCACUCUGCUGGACGUUACCAAGUUAAACGUUUUCGCAAAGCAAUGUGUCCAAUUGUGGAACGUUUGGCAUGCAGUCUUAUGAUGCAUGGACGUAACAAUGGCAAAAAGUUGAUGGCUGUGAGAAUUGUCAAACACAGUUUUGAAAUCAUCUUUUUGCUGACUGGAGAGAAUCCACUGCAGAUCCUUGUAAAUGCCAUUAUUAACAGUGGACCUCGUGAAGACUCUACCCGUAUUGGUCGUGCUGGUACUGUGCGUCGUCAAGCUGUUGAUGUGUCCCCACUGAGACGUGUUAACCAGGCUAUUUGGCUGCUGUGCACUGGAGCUAGAGAGGCAUCAUUCAGAAAUAUCAAGACUAUUGCUGAAUGUUUAGCUGAUGAACUUAUUAAUGCUGCAAAGGGUUCAUCUAAUUCCCAUGCUAUCAAGAAAAAAGACGAGUUGGAGAGAGUCGCCAAAUCCAACCGAUAAUCAGUUAUCAUUUAUUUCAAUUGCCAGAGGACACGGUUUAUUUCUGUAUGACUGCAAUGGAAAUAAAUUCAUUAUCAUA
Molecule: messenger RNA, 837 nt
Organism: Physella acuta
Lineage: Eukaryota; Metazoa; Mollusca; Gastropoda; Physidae
Product: small ribosomal subunit protein uS7
Biological process (GO): translation
Cellular component (GO): small ribosomal subunit
Molecular function (GO): structural constituent of ribosome; RNA binding
Source: RefSeq, a predicted model, not a curated record